This is a messenger RNA of Parastagonospora nodorum SN15, 2252 nucleotides long. RefSeq lists its product as hypothetical. The record is from RefSeq and is a predicted model, not a curated record. Gene Ontology annotation, molecular function: protein binding. NCBI's taxonomy places the organism in Eukaryota, Fungi, Ascomycota, Dothideomycetes, Pleosporales, Phaeosphaeriaceae. The coding region runs from base 1 to 1506 and encodes 501 amino acids. The transcript is spliced from 2 exons.
AUGGACAGCUCCCCAAGCCGCGAGGCGCAUCAAUCGCUCGUGGAGUCGACAGAGGUACAGGCAGAGCCUGCCUCGAAGCCAUGUCUUCUCCCCGCUUUCGGCGACGAGACCGCUUUUAGCUCCUCGCCCUUCCCACGUCCAUCUUCCAAACGGAAGUACGACGAGGACGACUCGCCCACGUUCCCCAAGCAGGUGCUCAAGUACUUUCCUACGCCAGUCCCCUCGGUCCCGACAUCGUCCACCAUUCUGCCCUCGUCGUCGCCCCGCAAUGGCCGCCCGGCCAUGCCGCGGACCGUCUCUGCCCUCUCUGAGCGGGCCCCGCUAGGCGCAGUCCCAGCCGUCGACCUGCCCUUUGACGGCGAGAUAGUGCGCAUGGGACGGUCGUCCAACACGUCGGAUUACCAGCUGUCCACAAAUCGCCUGAUUUCACGCGUCCACGUCCAGGCCGCGUAUCACGCGCCCUCGGCGAGGUAUUGUUCAGGCUACAUCGAGGUCGAGUGUCUAGGCUGGAAUGGAGCAAAGAUUCAUUGCGGAGGCCGUGUAUUCGAACUGAGCAAGGGCGAUACAUAUGUGUCGGAGAACCCAGAGACGGCAAUCAUGUUGGAUGUUCAGGAUACCCGCGUCAUGAUUGCUUGGCCCGCCAUCCCCACACCAAAGCUGUCGUGGGACUCUGAGGAGGACGACAUGCCCACACCCACCCGUCGCAAGGCCAAAGAGACCUUCGACUCUAGCCCUCCUGUGGUUCCUCGCUCGCCUGUCUCGCAGAGCCCUAUCCGUCAGCCCGUCUUUGCAGGUCUAGGACACGCCCAGUCUGGCCCUGUUCAUGUCUUCGAAGAUGCCGACGCUAGUGAAGAAAGCCCCAAGGUCGAGAGCCCGGAAUCCGCUGAGCAGACCUUUAUCCGCCCUGCCCACCCGCGUCUCAACUCUAGCCAUGAGAAUCGUGAAGUCAAGUCGAGCAUGCUGUCCUCUUUCGCCGACGACGACUAUUCUGACGGUGAUGAGGAGAAUGACCCUGUUGUCCACUCCUUCGGUCCUUAUGGCCAGAACAUCCUGAACGGGCUCGCUUCGUUCUCAACCGCUACGCCCACUCAGUCCAACACUCCCCGUCUUCGCGCUCCGUUGCUGUCCCCGUCGCCGCGACGUCCUUCUGCUGAGCCUCUUCGCUUCCAGGAGUCACCGAUCAAGAACCAUGUGAUUAACCAGUUAGCCUUCUCGCGCAUCCACUCCCAGCCUCUGUCUGCUAUCCACAGCAACCUGCCUGCUGAAAUGAAGGCCUGCGUCACGAAAACCACGGACAGCAAGGCCUCUAGUGAGGCGUCUACAUCGAUUCCUCAACUCUCCCACCAGGACCUCAAGAAAAUUCUCGACGACACGCCGUGUGUUGGCGAGAUUCUCUCGUGCUGGCAAGGACGCCGCUGGACAGCCGCUAGAGAACGAAUUCUACUACGUCCCAGAGAUGGACACCAACCAGCUGAGGCGCGAGUCCAUCACCGCGGGCAGUCGUAGCACCGGCCUGCGUUCUGUCAGGAAGACACACAAGCAAUACUACUGGAAGAAGCCCCGCGUCUGAGCAGCUCCAGCCACUUUGUCUCCUACCUCUUUCGACUGAACCGCACAAUCUUACCGCCUUAGCACACCCCUUUCCUUCCAUGUUUUGCAUAGCGCGGCGUUCCGAUACCAUUUCUUUGAGCCCUCGUGCUCAAACACGUCGACCCUUCUUUUCGGAUCUCUUUCCUUCGUGUACCAUCAUCUCCUCAGUUGCAUGGCUGGCUGUGAGCAAGGUGCAACUUCUUUUCUUUCAGGCACUGACGAAGUGCUUACAUGUACGGCUUCAUGAGGCGUUGUUGGUAUGUCCAUGCUCCUACUGAAGCUUUAGGGCAUCGUGCUAAUGAACACAAGGAUCACUUUCGAUGCAUCGCUACCUCGAUCGUUUCCUUAUCACGUCCCGUCAUACUUCCACGCCGCUUUGUUCCGUACAGCGAACGCAGCGGCUUUUCUUACUUUACACUGGCGGAUGGGCCUCACUGGCCGAUUUCUUAUUGUGGCGGUGGACGGAUAUGAGGAGCAUGUGUGGGGCAGAUACAUGGUGGUUGCAUAUUGUCGGAGAAUGUGCGAGGCGGAAAAGUGCUUUUGGAUAUGUACAUGGGCAUCUCUUACGAGACGUGCAGGUGGCAUGAUCAAGAAUGCGAGGGUGGCAGCUAGCGGCAGACCAAUGGCAUACAAAACCUUGAAAAUUCACAUUGUAUUGUUGA